Vicugna pacos (alpaca) is the source of this 2879-nucleotide messenger RNA. RefSeq names its product xyloside xylosyltransferase 1 (gene XXYLT1). Gene Ontology annotation, biological process: protein O-linked glycosylation via N-acetylgalactosamine. The record is from RefSeq and is a predicted model, not a curated record. Gene Ontology annotation, molecular function: xylosyl alpha-1,3-xylosyltransferase activity. NCBI's taxonomy places the organism in Eukaryota, Metazoa, Chordata, Mammalia, Artiodactyla, Camelidae. Gene Ontology annotation, cellular component: endoplasmic reticulum membrane.
CCGCCUCCGCCAUGGCCGCUGCUCACCGCCCGCCGCCGAGGCUACUAAGUGGCUGCCGGGGUACGGAUCUCCGCUGCGGGUCUGUGGCUGCUGGGUCCUCCGGCCGGCGGUGCAUGGGUCACCUCCGAGGCGGGCCCCCAUGCGUUUGGGCCAUGGCGCGCCUGGGCGCUGUGCGCUCUCACUACUGCGCGCUGUUUCUGUCCGCGGCGCUUGCCGUCUGUGCUUUUUACUACCUCGGCUCGGGCCGGGAGACCUUCUCCAACCUGCACUUCGUGAGCGAGGAGGCCAGCCGCGAGGUGGCCAAGGCCCUCCUGCGGGAGCUGCUGCCGCCCGCCGCCGGCUUCAAGUGCAAGGUCGUUUUCCAUGACGUCGGCGUGCUGACGGACAGGCUCUUCCCCGUCGUGGAGGCCAUGCAGAAGCACUUCAGUGCCGGCUCUGGGACCUACUACAGCGACUCCAUCUUCUUUCUCUCGGUCGCCAUGCAUCAGAUCAUGCCCAAAGAGAUCCUGCGGAUAAUUCAGCUGGACCUAGACCUAAAGUAUAAGACCAACAUCCGGGAAUUGUUUGAGGAGUUUGACAACUUCCUGCCAGGCGCCGUCAUCGGCAUCGCGAGGGAGAUGCAGCCCGUGUACAGGCACACAUUCUGGCAGUUCCGCCAUGAGAACCCCAAGACCCGAGUUGGGGGUCCUCCCCCCGAAGGGCUCCCUGGCUUCAACAGCGGGGUGAUGCUGCUCAACCUGGAGGCCAUGCGCCAGUCCCCACUCUACGGCCGCCUGCUGGAGCCGGCGCAGGUGCAGCAGCUGGCCAACAAGUACCGCUUCCGGGGGCACCUCGGGGACCAGGACUUCUUCACCAUGAUCGGCAUGGAGCACCCCGAGCUCUUCCACGUGCUGGACUGUACCUGGAACCGGCAGCUGUGCACCUGGUGGAGGGACCACGGCUACAGUGAUGUCUUUGAGGCCUACUUCCGGUGUGAGGGCCACGUCAAGAUCUACCAUGGGAACUGCAACACCCCUAUCCCAGAGGCCUAAGUCCCUCUCACCUGGCCUGGGGUCUGGGAACGGAUCUAGGGCACCUCUGGGACAGGCCCCGCGGCAGUGUCUGACCUCAGAGGUGCCCUAGAGAGAUGUCCCUGGGGUCCGGUGCUGCAGCUCCCCCACCUCAGGUCACUGCCCUGUGGCCCCAGUGACCACCGGCCUGCACACUGCUGGUGCUUGGGACCUUUUGCCUCCAGCCGUCAUGAACGACAAACACGCAGACCUCUGGUGGGCGAGGAAGCAAGCAUGUGAAAAGAAGGAAGGAAAAAAUGGUGCCACUUGGCUUCAGCCCCCAAAGAAUGGAAACCUUGGACCAAAUAUAAAUUUGUUUUAAAUCGAUAGGUGAGACAGAACAAACAGUCCUGCCGUUGCUCCCAGUGAGCUCUAAAUGUGUGAGUCAGGGUUUUAAAAACCAUUCCCAGAACUGAAGCAUCCAAACGAAGGCCGGCCUUCCGCUGCGCCCCGAGGGGGCUGUGUGCCUACUCCCACGACGCGCGCGUCACUGGGCGCAAGUGUAAAGUCACCACCUCUUUGGGGUGCCUUCAGCACCAACUGUGGCCCACAUGGAAAAACCGGUCCCAUUAUUUUUGCCUUCAUAGCUUUUAUCUCCCAACAUCAUCACAGAACCUCAUCCUCCCUUAGUCAUCUGAGCCAGCUCCAGGUGACCAGACUCUGCUCAGAAGUCAAAUCCUCCAUCAAAGAACAGAGACUGUCCAUCCCCAAGGACAGGCGAUGGCAUUGUCUGGACUAGGAAGGCUCAUUCCAAAGAGGAGCCCGGCCGUGCACAGCCGUGCAGCUUGGAAGAGGCAUCAUUCUUAGACUUACAAGCAUCCUCGUCUCUAUUUAGAAGACUCCUCCUUGUGAUGUUCUUGUUGCACCAGGUCAAACCCCAUACCUGAGAAGACGUUAGGCUGUCGUUUCUUGAUUUCUGCUUUUAGUGAGCGCUCCUGCUUGUGAGUGAGCUGCACACAUGCAGCCCCUGCUGGUUCAUUUUGUACAACCAGUUGAGGUCCCUGGGGAAGAAACGUUGAAUUUUCAUCUCAUUUCAAUUUCAUUUAACUUUUUUCCACCAUAAGUGAGAAGAGUUAAUAAAUAAUCUUUGAGAACACAAUGAUUUACGUGUUUUCCCUCUGAUUACAGCUUUCUACUACCUGAAGGUUCUGAGGCAAGAGCGUCAUCAGCGUGGUUCAGAGUAAGUGUGUUCACAGCCGGCCUCAGGAGGAGCACAUCCGAAGGGGCGGCUAGCAGUGUUGUACUGGGUUCAAAAUAGAGAAUCGUUUCAUUCUAGCUACUGGCAGGCCCGUCUGCUUCUGGAAGCAAAAACAGCCACCUCAUCCCUUCUCAUCCAGCUUACUCCUAACUGGCCAGUUAUAGCAUACCCUGUUAAAACAGCACAUGUCUCUCCUCUCACCUCCGACAGAACUGGUCUGUUCUCUUAGGUUCUUGAUUUCCCAUUUAUAGCUACCAAUUACCACCUGCGUGCUGGGCACUACGUGUGUGAUAGCACACACUAUCACUGAUCCUCAUGAAGGUAAUUUGGAGUCAAAAAUUUUUGGUAAGAAAAAUGACGAGAUGUGGACAGUCAAUGUUUAUCUUUUUUUAUAAGAAAAAAAUUAGGAGCCACUUUAAAUGUUGAAUAUGGGAGUAGAUAAUGUGUUAUGUAUAUAUAAUGGAAUACCUUAGGCAUUAAAAAUAUUUUGAAAAAUAAUACCUUGGAAAAUGCAUAUUGUGUGCUAUUAAGAAGGCAAAACACAAAGUUAUAUGUAUAGUAUGAUCCUCAUUUUAUUUUUUAAAUUACAUAUAUAUGUAUGUGUGUAUGUAAAUAUAUAAAGAGAGAACCUG